Molecule: messenger RNA, 7431 nt
Organism: Sinocyclocheilus rhinocerous
Lineage: Eukaryota; Metazoa; Chordata; Actinopteri; Cypriniformes; Cyprinidae
Product: CUB and sushi domain-containing protein 2-like
Exons: 49
Coding region: 115-7431 (2438 amino acids)
Source: RefSeq, a predicted model, not a curated record
GUCCAGCUGCGAGGGUCCAGUCUUCAUGCACUGGGAUUUUUCUCAGCGCCGACACCAAGUGAAUCUUUCUUUUAAAACCAUCUGAUAACCGUGCCUGCCAAAAAAAAGCCCACCAUGCGCGCCUCUUUGAAUCUUGACAGAACGGGACUCGUGAGGACAGAGUGCAGAUGUACAUAUAACGGGACGAGGAAACUGGAUGGUAUAAGGAUUUUUGCGCUAAUGAAGGUGGGAGUACAGGCGCAUCACUGGAGCGGGGUGCUGUUCUUCUAUAUGGGGCUGCUGGCUGCAUCGGUUAAGGCUCAAAACUGCAGUCACACACUACACAGUCCAAAUGGGACAAUAGAAAGCCCCGGAUACCCGUAUGGAUAUCCCAACUACGCCAACUGCACAUGGGUGAUUGUGGCACAGGAACACAACCGGAUACAGUUGGUAUUUCAAGGCUUUGCCUUAGAGGAGGACUUUGACAUCCUUUCAGUCUACGAUGGGCAACCUAGUCCAACAAACUUACGGACACGGUUGACAGGGUUUCAACUUCCCGCCCCUAUAGUCAGCACAGGACCCAGACUCACACUAUGGCUGCUGUCAGACUACGCCGUAAGUGGCCAGGGCUUCAAAGCCGUGUUUGAAGCCCUUCCAAGCUACACCUGUGGGAAUCCAGGUCAGCUGCUGAAUGGCAUGCAGCAGGGCUCUACUUUCAACAUCGGGGACAAGAUCCGCUACAGCUGCAACCAGGGUUAUGUGCUGGAGGGCCACACCGUGCUCUCCUGCCUGGCCACUUCCUCCGGCACCGCUGCCUGGGACUUCCCCCUGCCAUACUGCCGAGCGGACGAUGGCUGUGGCGGCACACUAAGGGGUCAAAGUGGAGUCAUCACCAGUCCAAAUUACCCCCAGGAGUACAACAACAAUGCGGACUGUACUUGGACCGUGCUGGCCGAACCAGGUGACACCAUCGCCUUGGUCUUCUCCAACUUCCAAUUGGAAGAAGACUAUGACGUCCUGGAAAUAACUGGCACAGAAGGAUCCUCUCAGUGGUUUACUGGUCCAAACCUGCCAUCACCCAUCAUCAGCAGCAAGAACUGGCUGAGACUCCACUUCACAUCCGAUGGAAACCACAGACUGAAAGGCUUCAGUGCUCAGUAUCAAGUGAAGAAGAUGACAGAACUGAAGUCCAGAGGGGUGAAGAUGCUGCCAAGUAAAGACAACCACAGCAAGAUAUCAGUUUUAUCACAGAUGGGGGUGGCGCAAGGACACAACAUGUGUCCAGACCCAGGAAUCCCAGAGAGGGGCAAAAGAAAAGGCUCUGAUUUCAGGCGGGGUGCUACUGUGCACUUUUCUUGUGAUGAAGGAUACGAGCUUCAGGGGUCUAAAAGCAUCACCUGCUUACGAGUUACGGACAGUUAUGUUGGCUGGAGUGAUGAUCGGCCUAUCUGCAGAGCUCCUAUGUGUGGUGGUCAGCUCCGUGGCCCUAGUGGCAUCAUCACCUCCCCAAACUUUCCAGUACAAUAUGACAACAAUGCUAACUGCACCUGGAUCAUCACAGCUUCGGACCCUUCCAAGGUGAUCAAGCUGACUUUUGAGGAGUUUGACUUAGAGCGGGGCUACGAUACUCUAACUGUGGGAGAUGGAGCUGUAAUCGGCGAUCAGCGGACAGUCUUUCAUGUGUUGUCUGGGACUACAACUCCAGAUCUGGUGGUCAGUACCAGCCAUCAGAUGUGGCUCAAUUUUAAAACGGAUGACACAAGUGGCUCCCUGGGCUUUAAGGUUUCUUACGAAGAAAUUAACCAGGGUGGAUGCGGAGACCCUGGAAUCCCAGCCUAUGGCAAGAGGGAAGGCACAGGCUUCCGACAUGGAGACAAGCUAUAUUUUGAGUGCCUUCCAGCCUUUGAGCUGGUAGGAAAAAAGAACAUUACCUGCCAGAAAAAUAAUCAGUGGUCAGCCAAGAAGCCAAGCUGUGUGUUUUCGUGUUUCUUCAACUUCACAACUCCAUCUGGAGUCCUGCUAUCACCAAACUACCCUCAGGAGUACGGAAACAAUAUGCACUGCGUGUGGCUGAUCAUCGCCAAACCCGAGAGCCGCAUCAACAUGGCCUUUAACGACCUGAGCAUGGAGAAACAGUUUGACUUCCUGUCCAUUAAAGACGGCGGCAAGGCAGAGUCACCAAUUCUGGGCACCUUUUCUGGAGAUGUGCUGCCAUCACCCAUCACUACCAGCGGCCACGUGGCCAGGCUGGAGUUUCUGACUGAUCAUACGUACACAGAACGCGGCUUCAACAUCACUUUCACAAAGGGGUUUAUGAAGACCCACGGUUCUCAGACCAUCUCCUGCAUUCUCAAAGAUGGAAAUGUUGUGUGGGACAAUGCUGUGCCACGUUGUGAAGCUCCAUGUGGUGGAAACCUCAAGGCUUCUAGCGGCAUCAUUCUGUCCCCAGGCUGGCCUGAGCUUUAUAAAGAAGCCCUCAAUUGUGAGUGGAUCAUCGAGGCUCCGCCAGGAUAUCCUAUUAAGAUCAUCUUUGACAAGUUCCGGACAGAGGUUAACUACGAUGUUCUCAAGGUACGGGACGGACGCUAUCCUUCUUCCCCUCUGAUUGGCAGUUACCAGGGUACACAGGUCCCUCAGUUUCUCAUCAGCACAUCCAGCUUCCUGUACCUGCUCUUCACCACCGACAAGAGUCACUCUGACAUUGGCUUCCGUAUCCGAUAUGAGACCUUGCAGCUCCAGUCGGACCAUUGCGUUGAUCCGGGAAUCCCAGUCAACGGUCAGCGGCACGGCAAUGAUUUCUAUGUGGGGGCGCUGGUGACGUUCAGUUGCGAAGCAGGAUACACCCUCAGUGACCAUGAGCCUCUUGAGUGUGAACCUAACUUCCAAUGGAGUCGCCCUCUGCCCAGCUGUGAUGCUCUUUGUGGCGGGUUUAUUCAGGGGAACAGCGGCACUAUUCUGUCCCCUGGGUUUCCUGACUUCUACCCCCAUAACCUCAACUGUACGUGGAUGAUUGAGACUUCACAUGGUAAAGGUGUCCAGUUUAUCUUUCACACCUUUCACUUGGAGAGUCCACACGACCACCUUUUAGUCACAGAAAAUGGUAGUUUCUCUCAGCCCCUGUGGAGAUUGACCGGGUCUACACUGCCACCCCUUCUCAGCGCUGGACUUUUUGGCAACUACACCGCUCAGAUCCGUUUCCUCUCAGACUUCUCUGUGUCCUAUGAGGGCUUUAACAUUACUUUCUCAGAAUACGAUCUGGAGCCUUGCGAAGAUCCCGGCGUCCCCCCCUUCAGCACUCGUAAGGGGCUGCAAUUCGGGGUGGGGGAUGCGCUUAUCUUUUCCUGUUUUCCGGGGUACCGUCUCGAGGGGCCUGUGAGGGUGGUGUGUCUAGGGGGGCGUCGACGGGUUUGGAGUUCCCCUCUGCCAAGGUGUGUUGCUGAAUGCGGAUCGUCUGUAACUGGGAAACAAGGAGUUUUACUCUCUCCCAACUACCCUGGUUACUACGGUAACAACCAUGAGUGCAUCUACUCCAUCCAAACCCAACCCAGUAAAGGGAUCCAGCUCAGAGCGCGGGAUUUCCGCCUGGAGGAAGACGACAUGCUUAAGGUGUAUGAUGGUAGCAGUAACAGUGCCAGACUGCUGGGCACCUUCACAGGCACAGAGAUGAUGGAUGUCACUCUAAACAGUACAUCCAGCACCAUGUGGCUGGAGUUCAUUAGCAACAGUGACAAUACCAGCAAAGGUUUUGAGCUGCACUUCACCAGUUUUGAGUUGGUGAAGUGUGAGGACCCAGGUGUGCCUCAGUUUGGUUUUAAACGGGAGGACAAAGGUCACUUCGCAGGCAGCACGGUGUCAUAUAGCUGUGAUCCUGGCUACACUUUAAAGGGCCCGGAGAUUUUGACAUGUCUCAGAGGGGAGAGGAGAGCAUGGGACAGCCCGCUCCCACUGUGUGUCGCCGAGUGUGGAGGAACGAUUAAAGAUGAGCCCAUGGGCCGGAUUCUGUCUCCUGGUUACCCAGCGCCUUAUGAGCACAACUUGCACUGUGUCUGGACCAUUGAGGCGGCACUUGGAAGCACCAUCGGGUUGCAUUUCCUGGUCUUCCACACAGAAGAGGUGCAUGAUGUUUUGCGGAUCUGGGAUGGGCCUCAGGACGGAGGUGUUCUGCUGAGAGAGCUGAGUGGCUCUACACUUCCUCCAGACCUCCACAGCACCUUCAACUCUGUCAGUCUGCAGUUUACAACCGACUUCUUCACCAGCAAGCAGGGUUUCGCUCUGCAGUUCUCGGUUUCAACUGCCACUUCUUGUAAUGAUCCUGGCAUUCCAACAAAUGGCACCCGCAUAGGAGACAGCAGAGAGCCAGGAGAUCAUGUGCUGUUCCAGUGCGAUCCCGGAUACCUCCUACAGGGGGCGACCAAAAUCACCUGUACCGAGAUCAACAACCGUUUCUUCUGGCAGCCUGAUCCACCCACCUGUUCUGCUCCAUGUGGAGGCAAUCUGACUGGUCCCAGUGGACUGAUCCUGUCCCCUGAAUACCCAGAGCCUUAUCCUCAUGGCAGAGAAUGUGACUGGACAGUAACAGUAAUGCCAGAUCACAUCAUAUCACUCACUUUUAAUCACUUUAGUUUAGAGCCAAGCUACGACUUCCUGCAUGUCUACGAUGGGCCUGAUUCUCUCAGCCAUCUGCUGGGCAGCUUUUACGGCACGGACGUCCCUGAGCGCAUUGAGAGCAGCUCCAACACUCUCUUCCUGGCCUUCCGCAGUGACGCCUCACUCAGCAGCAAUGGAUUUGUCCUGCAGUACACUGAAAAUCCCAGAGAGUCGUGCUUUGAGCCAGGCCUGGUGCGUAAUGGUACUCGUGUUGGUACUGAGCUGAAGCUGGGGGCAACUGUCACCUAUUACUGUGACAGCGGCUAUACGCUGGAGGGAGACGCCACUCUCACUUGCAUCAUGGGGGGAGACGGCAAGCCCGGCUGGAACAAACCAAAACCUGUUUGCAUAGCUCUGUGCGGUGGUCAGUAUUCAGGGUUGGAGGGGGUGGUGCUCUCCCCUGGUUAUCCUGGAAACUACAGCAGUGGCAGGACUUGCCUGUACUCCGUCAUUGUGCCGAAAGACUAUGUGGUGUUCAGCCAAUUUGCAUUCUUCCAGACUGCACUAAAUGAUGUUGUGGAGGUGUAUGAUGGGCCUACCCAGCAUGCCCGUGUCCUGAGUUCUCUCUCUGGGGCCCACACAGGUGAAUCUUUGCCACUAGCCACCUCCAACCAGAUCCUUAUCCGCUUCUUUUCCAAGGGCCAGUCGAGCUCAAGAGGGUUCCACCUGGUCUACCAAGCUGUCCCGAGAACCAGUGCAACACAGUGUAGCUCAGUCCCAGAGCCCAGACACGGCAGGCGCACGGGGAACAACUUUGCAGUGGGAGCCGUGGUGAGUUUUGAAUGCAAUGCAGGAUACGUCCUGGAGGGGCCCAGUGCCAUCGAGUGCCUGACUGUACCCAACGCUCUGGCCCAGUGGAACGGCAGCAUGCCCAGCUGCAUUGUGCCAUGUGGAGGGAAUCUAACCCAGCGGAUAGGCACUAUUCUGUCCCCUGGCUAUCCUGAGCCCUACCUGAACAGCCUGAGCUGCGUAUGGAAGAUCAGCGUGCCAGAGGGAAUGGGAAUCCAGAUCCAGGUGAUUAGCUUUGUGACUGAGCAGAACUGGGACUCUCUCGAGGUGUUUGAUGGGGGUGACAGCACUGACACCAUGCUGGGGAGCUUCUCAGGUACAACAGUUCCAGCCCUCUUAAACAGCACCUCCAACCAGCUCUACCUGCACUUCUUCUCAGACAUCAGCGUCUCUGCAGCUGGUUUCCGUCUAGAGUACAAGACUGUGUCCCUCACUAGCUGUCCUGAACCAGUAGUACCCAUGAAUGGCUUCAAAGUGGGCGAGAGACUCCAGAUGAACAGUGUGGUGUCUUUCCAGUGUGACCCUGGAUAUACUCUGCAGGGAGUCUCCCAUAUCUCUUGCAUGCCAGGGCCUGUGCGCCGCUGGAACUAUCCGCCUCCUCUCUGCAUCGCUCAGUGUGGGGGAAUCAGAGAAGUAAUGGAAGGCACCAUCCUCAGCCCUGGUUUCCCAGGAAACUACCCUAGCAACAGUGACUGCACCUGGAGGAUUUACUUGCCAGUCGGUUACGGGGCUCAUUUGCAGUUCUUGAACUUUUCCACUGAGGCCAACCAUGAUUUCCUGGAAAUUAGGAAUGGACCUUUUGACACCAGCACAGUGAUUGGCAAAUUCAGUGGGCAGGACUUACCACCAUCUCUUCUAACCACUUCACAUGAGACUACUAUGUAUUUCCAUAGCGAUCACUCUCAGAAUAAGCCUGGCUUCAGAUUUGAUUAUCAGGCCUAUGAACUUCAAGAGUGUCCUGAUCCUGAACCCUUCCGCAAUGGUGUGGUGGUUGGGGCUGGUUAUAAUGUGGGUCAGUCCAUCUCAUUUGAGUGCUAUCCAGGGUAUCAGCUGAUGGGACACUCCAUUCUUACCUGUCAACAUGGCACUACGCGCAACUGGGAUCAUCUGUUUCCUCGCUGUGAAGUGCCCUGCGGAGGUAACAUUACAUCAGACAAUGGCACUAUCUUCUCCCCCGGUUACCCAGAGGAUUACUCCACUUCUGCGGACUGCAGCUGGCUGAUUACGGUAGCACACGGCCUGGGCAUCCGUCUUAAUUUCACCCUCCUGCAAGUCCAUGGCCCCCAAGAUUUCAUCACAGUCUGGGAUGGACCACAGGAAACAGCCCGCAAACUUGGAGUGUUUACCGAAGGAGAGCCCAACAACCCACCAAGCAGCACAUCUAAUCAAGUUCUGAUACGUUUCCGAAGCUAUUCUGAGAAAGGUGGACUGUUCAAGAUCAACUACCAAGCCUAUAGACUUCAGUUUUGUUUGCCACCUCCUAUCAUUCCUAACGCAGAAAUUCUGAUGGCCAGUAAAGAAUUUAAAAUAGGUGAUAUUGUGCUUUACAGAUGUCUCCCAGGAUAUCAUCUGAAUGGGAACAGCAUUCAAACCUGUCGCCUGGGGACUCAUCUUGAGUUUGAAGGACCUCCAACUUCAUGUGAUAGUCCUUCACGGCAGAGUCCACUGCUCAUUUCUCUAAGUGGGAACUAUUCAUCUCCCUUCAGUAUUACUAGCACUGCAAACAAGGUUUACCUGCACUGGUCUUUCGAUCACACUUCCAGCCACAAGGGCUUUCGAAUCCGCUACUCAGCGGCAUACUGCAGUACCCCGGACCCUCCGGUGAACGGCUCGGUGCAUAGCCAGACGGGCACGAAACUUGGCAGUACCUUGCGCUUCAGCUGUGACCGGGGUUUCAACCUGAUUGGCCAGACCACCACCACUUGCACCCGCACCCUGCAGGGCAUCUACCAAUGGAACGCUCCAGUACCGCUUUGCCAAGAGUCUCCUCAGAAAGAGGCAGUUAUCAUCCACUAA